UGAGCAGCGCUACCCUUCCUCGGCGCAGCCAGACACACACGCCACCGGUGACUCGUCACUCCGCGGUGGAAGAUGGCUGCGGUGGAGCGGACCCAGGUCAGGGAAGGGAUCCGGAUAGUUAUACUGUGUGUGUGCUGGUACACGGUCAGCUCAGGGGGCAACGUCGUCAACAAAAUAAUCCUGAACGGAUUCCCGUACCCAGUCACCGUGUCUCUGUUUCACAUUAUUUCUAUCGUCGUCUUCCUACCGCCGCUGUUGCGGGCAUGGGGAGUCCCCAAAACAGAACUACCGAGCAGGUACUACCGGUGGUACAUCUUGCCUUUAGCUUUCGGAAAAUACUUUGCGUCUGUGUCGGCUCACUUCAGCAUAUGGAAGGUACCGGUUUCCUAUGCACACACGGUCAAAGCCACAAUGCCAAUAUGGGUUGUGCUGUUAUCAAGAAUUAUCAUGCGGGAGAAGCAAACCACAAAGGUGUACGUAUCGCUCAUCCCCAUCAUCGGUGGAGUGCUGCUGGCCACAGUGACUGAGCUGUCCUUUGAUGUUUCAGGAUUAAUCAGUGCUUUGGCUGCCACACUCUGCUUCUCUCUGCAGAACAUCUUCUCCAAAAAGGUGUUGCGUGACACCCGAGUCCACCACCUGAGGCUUCUCAACAUCCUGGGCUUUAAUGCUGUGAUCUUCAUGCUGCCCACCUGGGUUCUGGUGGAUCUCUCUGUGUUUCUUGUGAAUGGAGACCUGUCGGAAAUCUCAGAAUGGACAGGAACCUUUGUCCUCCUGCUCAUCAGUGGCUUCUGCAACUUCGCCCAGAACGUCAUCGCCUUCAGCGUGCUCAACCUCGUCAGCCCUCUCAGCUACGCCGUCGCCAAUGCCACCAAGAGGAUCAUGGUGAUCAGCAUCUCACUCCUAAUGCUGCGCAACCCAGUCACCCUCACCAAUGUCUUGGGUAUGAUGACGGCCAUAGUUGGAGUCUUCCUCUACAACAAGGCCAAGUACGACGCUAACAAAGAGAAGAAGCUGCUGCCGAGCUCAAAGCAGGACCUGAUGUCCUUCGACAACCCGGCACUGGAGAAGAUCCAGGCCAACGGGUCAGUGCCUUUCACUCACGGCUCAGAGCAGCAGAAGCACGGCUGGAACAACUCGGUGGUCGACCACUUCCAGUACAGCCGACAGGCUUACACGACAAACUACAACAGCAACCACCAGUAUGUGGUGUGAAGGAGGACUCCGUCCCCGCUCUGGGUCGCUGUAAUAGACAUUACUGUGUGUAGCCACCCCCCCCCCCCCCCCCCCAGCAGCGGAUCUUCUCCGCCUCACUUCAUAGUCGAGACUGAAGGCAAGUGCUGUUUGUUCUGAUAGGAAGAAUAAGUCGGUUGUGAUGGGCCAGUGACGUGACCUCUCCCACGCUCCUCCCUGUCUAAACUUCACUGUCUGACAGCUUUGCUCUAUGUCAUUGUUUAUUUAUUACUUUGAUAACUCACUGUAUGGGCUGGUCUGAGAGAAAACAAAACUCCUAUCAUGCAUUUUCAGACAUUUUGGUGUAGGAUUAAGCCAUGUUAUCUAGACAGAGAAAUCUGCCACAGCACGCGGACAUGUGAAACGUAGUUGAUUAAUGAUUUACGCCUCACUGUUUGGAAAUGUUUGAGUUUUGUUUUCACAACCGGCCAGCCAGAGAAUGUUUUGGAUAGUUUUGUUCACUUUCAGAGGAAAGGAUGUCAGCUGUAAUUAUUUACUGUGAACAUGCACCCAAACAAAGGCCUGUCAUGUUACGUUUCAUAACAAGCACGGUUCAACAAAGGCCUUGACAUUUUUGGUUUUAGGCAUUUCAUGUUUAGGGUUGUCAUUUUUCUUCAUGAGGUGUUUGUCAUGAUGUGAGGAGAAACUAAUUGUUAAAAUUAUCCUCAGUGAACUAAUUGUGUUCCUCUAUUCAGGAGCAUUUCAGGCAACAGUCGCCUAAAAAAAAACUUUAGUCUUUUUUAGUUUUUGUCUGAUGGUAUGAUAAGUUGAUCAGCCUUUGACAAGUUGUUUUAAGCCAGUGAUGGCUCUAUGGAGCAAUAUCAGUCUGUUUAGUACUUUGGUCCAGGCUGAAAUGUCUCAACAACUAUGGGAUGAGUUGCUGUGAAAUUUUCUACAGACAUUCAUGAUCCUCACAGGAUGAAUCCCACUGACUUUGAUGAUCCAUAUAGCCACCAUCAAUUCAGAAUUUCAGUACUUUGUCCAAUACUUUGGUUCACGACUAAAAUCCUACAAAAAUAUCGACAUUCCUGUCAGUCUCAGUUUAGUGUUUAGUGCUAAUUAGCAUAUGUUAGAAUUCUAACACAAAAAGAAUUUACCUGCUGCAACUCAACAUCUGCACUCACUUUACAAGGUGAUUCAAAGGUAUAUAAGUGCCUGAUGAAGAAAAAUGCCCAAAUUCUAAGCAUGAAAAAGAAAAUUCAUUCUAUCCGUGGGAAUCCGUGAUGCUUGUAAACUCGGCACUCCUACAUAAAUCAGUAAAAUUUCAGUCAGACUUGUUGUCGACAAGUAUUUUGAACUGCCGCAGUUGAAAAGUUGGCUUCACAAAACACACACAGUGUUGAUGUCUUUGAAUUGAGACAAGUUCUCCUGAAAACCAAGAGUGAGACUGGCUCUGUUACUCAGAACGGUCAGUGACCUCCCACAGAUCUGUCCUUUUCCCCAAGGAAAUAAAGAACAUGUUAUUUGAUAUCACUGAUCAUUGAUGUAAAAAGUUAGCUUAAGAUUAGAUUCACCAAAUCAAAGUAUCUCUGUAAGGAUGCAUAGUGUUUCAUCUUUCUUAGGGGAGUCUAGCAAUGCAAAAUGCAAUAGAGAUGUUAAAAUGAAUAAUUUUGCUGUCAUAGUUUGAAGAAUCAAUUCAGAACAAUGCAUAGUUCUUUUUUUUGUGAUUAUUUGUAUUUAUUGACCUGCAAAGCUUCUCAGGCAGAGUGAGAUUUUCUCUUCUGUCAGGCGAUUUUUCAGCCUGAAUCAAAGCUGCUCUAUCAUGUUUUUGUUU
Molecule: messenger RNA, 3004 nt
Organism: Toxotes jaculatrix (banded archerfish)
Lineage: Eukaryota; Metazoa; Chordata; Actinopteri; Toxotidae
Gene: slc35e1
Product: solute carrier family 35 member E1
Exons: 6
Coding region: 73-1212 (379 amino acids)
Cellular component (GO): Golgi apparatus
Molecular function (GO): antiporter activity
Source: RefSeq, a predicted model, not a curated record